UUCCCAACAACAUUACAAACAAAUGGGCCUUUAAAAUUUUGUGAAACUAGGCUCGUUUGCACGGACAGGACUGGAUUUCUUCUGCAAUCACUUGUUUGAACACGUUCCUCAUCAAUUUAGGUAUCGGACCGCCCGAUCAGACGCCGCCGGCCCGCCCGCCCAGCUGUGUAAUCGUGCUUCGUUCUGUAUCACCUCACGUGACAACGCCCACUCGCGGGCCGGCGAGUGGGCGUCACGCACGACGCCGGGUCGCGCCACGUCGCUUAGGCGCGUGGCGAGACAGCCCGUCUCGUGGCUCGACGGAACGCGACGCGGGACAAGACGCGGGACGGCGCGGGACGGGAUGGCGAGCUGCAACGCGUAGCGCCGGGGUCCCGUCUCUCCGGGACGGGACGCGAGACGCCGGCGAGACGCGUAGUGGAUGGUCUUAGCAAUCAUCAAAUUGUUAAUCAGAAACUCCUAAGGAAUUGAAUUCUGGAGUCUUAUAUUCGUACGUCACUGUAACUCCGUACCUACCUUGAUGAAUACAAUGGAAAAUGUAUUUGAGCAGCUCUUAGCUGCUUCUGGCUCUUCCACAGUGAAAGAAUCACUUGUCUGUCUCAUUGAAACUGCAAAAACUUCUGAUGGCCGAUUAGACCUUGCUUGCAAGCGUAUUGUUGUACCAGUACUCAGGCUCUGCCAGUCUCCACCUUCUGCCGAAGAACUUUUCUUAUCGAUAAAGCUACUUAGAAACUUGUGUGCUGGAGAGAUUAAAAAUCAGGACCUAUUUAUUCAUCAAAACGGUGUUGCUAUUAUUUUGGCUCUCAUCAAAUCUAUGGGGUUUGUUUCCAGUAGUUCUGAUUAUAGGACACUUCAUAUGGUAUUGCAAGUCUUGGGAAAUGUUUCAUUAGCUGGUGAACAACAUCGAGGCGUUAUAUGGCGCGAAAUGUUCCCCUUUGGAUUUCUGGAUAUUGUUAGAGUUCAAAGCAAGGAAACAUGUGAUACUUUGUCCAUGGUUAUCUAUACAUGUGUCGAGGGCAGCAACAAGUCAUCCGUAGAGUUGCUUGGAGAUGCAGGACUGGACAUUGUAGUAGAAAUUAUACGAACUGCUACAAUAGUUGGAUAUAAAGAGCACUGGGUGAAAUGGCUUCUGUUCAAAAUAUGUUUUGAAGAUUCUUAUUUUUCACCACUUUUCUCUAAGUUAUCUCCGGUUGCUGAAGAUGAGAACUCUGAUAUGAAUGUAGCUGGAAUGAAUAGUUUUGGAGCUGAACAAGCAUUAUUACUGGGCAUACUUGCUGAAAUUCUUAAUGAGCAACUUGGAGAUAUUGUUGUUUCUAAUGAAUUUUCAUUGUUCCUAUUCAAGAUAUUGAGAAACGUUGUUGGGGUUGUUGACUUUAGUACUAGAGGAAAAUCGCGUCUUCCAACUGGUUCAGCUGAUGUCGACAUCAUUGGCUACUCCCUGUCCUUAUUAAGAGAUAUUAGUGCAUGCCAAGGUCAAAAUGUUAAGAACCAGGGUGAAGAUGCUGUAGAUAUGCUAGUCUCAGCUGGGCUAGUUAAGUUUCUUAUUAGAUUGCUCCGCGACCUAGAGCCUCCAGCAAUCAUUAGGAAAGUGGCGGUCGACAACAAUAAGGUAGAAGACUCAACUUCAAAGUCUUCAAAGUAUCAGAGCCCUUACAUAGGUUUCCGCAAAGAUUUGGUUGCCAUCAUUGGGAAUUGUAGCUACUGUAGGAAGCACGUUCAGGAUGAAAUAAGAGAACAAGAUGGAAUUCUUCUUUUGUUACAACAGAAUGUCACUGAUGAAGAUAGUCCAUUCUUGAGGGAGUGGGGCAUCUGGUCAAUGAGAAAUGUUUUCAAAGGUAAUGAAGAAAACCAAAAAUUAGUUGCUCAAUUGGAGCUCCAGAGAUCUGUGGAUACUCCUGAGAUCACUGAGAUGGGCCUCCGGGUAGAAAUUGAUCCAAAAACUCAGCGCCCAAAGCUUGUAAAUGCCUAAAUCAAGUUACAAUCUGUGUUAUGUUUCUUUUUACUGUCACUUAUGUUCUAGUAUCAUUUUAUCAGUGCCUUUGUAUAUUGACUAACUAUAUGCUUUAGUAUCGUGUGUUUGCCUGAAGGAAUGAAAGGGCAUGCAGUCAGAGGGCGCCAUUUGUGUGUGGAAUGGAGAAACUCAUUUAACCAGGGGGUGAACAUGUGAACUUUGUCAUACACAAUAUCGUUCAUAGCUCGAGAAACACCCUAGCUGACAGGUUACCGACAUUCUGGAGACUGCGGUAGCCAACUGGUUAAAGAGCGUUAUGCAUAAAUGCCGUUCUCCCAGAUAUAACUCAUUAUGCAUGAUAUUUUCCAAUUUACAGAUUCUUAGCUUAUUUCCAGUCAUAAUAUUAAUAUCAGUUUUCAAGGGCUUAACCUUUUAAGAUGUGCUUUAUCUGUGCUUGUAAAAAUUGCUAUAUUUUGGUAGAUAUGCACUUGCAUUACUUAGAUC
Salvia splendens (bonfire salvia) is the source of this 2455-nucleotide messenger RNA. RefSeq names its product ataxin-10. NCBI's taxonomy places the organism in Eukaryota, Viridiplantae, Streptophyta, Magnoliopsida, Lamiales, Lamiaceae. The record is from RefSeq and is a predicted model, not a curated record. Gene Ontology annotation, cellular component: cytosol. The coding region runs from base 521 to 1969 and encodes 482 amino acids. The transcript is spliced from 4 exons.